UCUCUAAUCUCCUGCUGCCCCGCAGUCUCACUUUCGGCCGCGUCACCCUCGUACUCUGUCAGAGCGACCCAUUAGAACGAGAUGGUCCGUUCGUCUGCGAUUAAAAAUCCGAAGGGAGCCACCAGAGGCGAUGACGGAUCUCGCGUAUCCGCCCUAAUCGCCGAGACGAAACGAGACGACGACUCCUGGGGUCUGCUCCCGAGCGAUCCGCGACGCAAGAGUUUGGGACGAUCUGUUUCUACGGCGUGGUUCCUUCUCUUCCUCCUCCUCCCUCCCGUCCCCGGCGUGGAUCUUCGUGGCCUUCGCGACUCGACGGACACCGCCGAGUUGCCAGCAGUCCCUCUCGCUUCCUCUCACGUCUCUCCGGCGCGUGUCGCCGCGCCCGGACCUCGCGCCUCGUUUCGCCGAUACUCUCCGCACGCGUUUCCCCACGACGCGACGAACAUUUACAUGGCUCCCCCGUAGCGAGCGGCGCGCCUGAUAGAAACGACAACGACAACGACGAGGGGGUCAGCCAUUCGCGAGUAUCCACGGCCUACGAGUCUUUGAUAGGGCCACCGAUACCCCGUUACCGCGAGGUGUAUGUCGAUACUCCACUCUCGAUACAGCGGCACUACUCUGCAGAUGGGUUAGAUUAAUCGGUAUACUCGAUGAAAGCUACUGUAUUCCGACUGUGAUUGUAUUCCGAUACUUAAAAGUAUCGAUAUUUCCUUCUGGACAUUUCUGACAUCGAUACUCGUUCGUGCAGAGAUCGUAUCGAUACUUCAGUAUGUAUGCAUAAGGCGCGUACAUAACUCUUUCUGUUCCCUGUAAGGAUUUUGAUGUAAUGUUCUCUGUAUCUCCUUUCUUAUUUUUUUAUUUGAAUAGAAUACACUGACAGAUUUACAUAACUUGCGUUCACAUUCUGCAAAACAGAAAUCUGCCAAUAUAAUGUGACAGUAGAUUGCCGACAAAAAUCGAAUACGUCAAGUAACUGUAUAAAUAGAAUAACCCUAUUCAUAGUUAAUAAAUAAGGUUAUAAUAAGAAUUGCUGUUGAUAAAAAUUUUAAUAGACAUUCUGCACACAAAAUUUGUUUUAGACAGAUUUGGCAAGUGUUGUUAUCAGCAAGGUAUCCUCUCCCACGUAAUUAUUAUAUGGCAUCAAUAGCUAUAUAAUGUGCUCUUAUUGAAAUUGUAUCAGUUUUAUAUUUUGUAAACGCGGAUCAUCUUGCUGUAACAGAAUCUUCAAAAUAAACUUUCAAAAUAAA
This is a messenger RNA of Solenopsis invicta (red fire ant), 1247 nucleotides long. RefSeq lists its product as uncharacterized. The transcript is spliced from 2 exons. Bases 82 to 465 code for a protein of 127 amino acids. NCBI's taxonomy places the organism in Eukaryota, Metazoa, Arthropoda, Insecta, Hymenoptera, Formicidae. The record is from RefSeq and is a predicted model, not a curated record.